AUGGCCGUGGUGGUCAGCCCAUGUAACCCAUCCUUCCCCCAGCUACGAUUGCUCGGCGUGCCAGAGGCCGAGGAAUACCAGCUUCGCCCGCUGGGCUGGGAGAAUGACGGGGACGAGGAGCGAUUGAGUUUCUCCAGCCUCGGCUACCUCGCUGCGUGCACCUACAACUGCUAUACACUUCUUUGA
Molecule: messenger RNA, 186 nt
Organism: Thermothielavioides terrestris NRRL 8126
Lineage: Eukaryota; Fungi; Ascomycota; Sordariomycetes; Sordariales; Chaetomiaceae
Exons: 2
Coding region: 1-186 (61 amino acids)
Source: RefSeq, a predicted model, not a curated record